UCUGCCAUACCGCCUGUUAACGCCGAGGAUGAGAAACACCCAUCAGGAGGAGGAUUGUUCACUGAAAACAAAAAGUGACAGGGCUGCUGCUGAUGUGUAUCAUCUGUUCCACGUUGGGGACACAGAGAAACUGUUCAAUGAGGCAUUUCGUGAGCAUGCCACGACAUCGACAAACUGUGAGGGGGACCUGGUUAUGGAUAUAGAGCAUGAACAGCAGUGGGGCCUCAACUGGACAGAGAGACUGAAAUGUACCAACUGUGGCUACCUGUCUAAGCAUCAUGAGCUCUACAAGGAGGUAGAAGUAGCUGCGGCAAAGAAGGGACGUCGCUCCUCCACUGCUAACACUGGACUCCAGAUAGGCCUGUCGAAAUGUCCCAUGGGGUGUGACAGUUUCCGUGUCCUCUGCAUGAGUGCAGAUAUUCCACCCCCAUCGAGUUCAGGCAUCCAGAAACCUGCAAACAGAGUUUGUGAUAAUAUUAAAUCUCAAAAUGUGAAGGAUAUGAGGGCCAGGAGGGUGGAAAUGAGGGAAAUAAAUAAAUACAGGGGAACAAAUUUAAAUAAUAUGCUGAUAGUGCAGCUUACACAGCUCUCACUGAAAUGUAUGAAGCAGGGGAGAUGGAUGUUUGUCCGCAAACCUUUCUCGAUACAAGGCACCUAUCAGCCAGUCAUAGAAAAUUCAUAA
Messenger RNA from Haliotis rubra (blacklip abalone), 682 nucleotides. RefSeq lists its product as uncharacterized. The record is from RefSeq and is a predicted model, not a curated record. The transcript is spliced from 3 exons. NCBI's taxonomy places the organism in Eukaryota, Metazoa, Mollusca, Gastropoda, Lepetellida, Haliotidae. The coding region runs from base 29 to 682 and encodes 217 amino acids.